CCCGGCUCGGUGGAUGAAACCAGCUCACUAAAUCAGCUAACGAGACAAAGCAAACACACACUACACAAGCAAACAUGGUGAAGAUCACUUUCCAGCCAGUUUCGGCGCAGAAGCAGGAAAAAGAGAUCGAUGAAGACAAGAUCAUUAUACCUCAGGCUCACGAGCAGCUGGUUCUUCCUGUCAGGACCAAGAAGCCUUUUCCAACCGGCCUCUGCUGCCUUACCUUUGGCCUGGUGGUCUUCCUGUCAGGACUGGUGCUGGCCUCUGUCUACGUCUAUCGCUACUACUUUAUACCUCAGAUCCCAGAAGACAGCUUGUUUCACUGCCGGGUGAUUUACGAGGACUCUGUAUAUGCUCCUCUGAGGGGCCGUCAAGAACUGGAGGAGAAUGUCGGCAUCUAUCUUGAUGACAACUAUGAGCAAAUCAGUGUACCCGUGCCACACUUUGGAGGCAGUGACCCAGCUGAUAUCAUCCACGACUUUCAGAGGGGGCUCACAGCUUAUCAUGACAUUGCUUUGGACAAAUGCUACAUCACAGAGCUGAACACAACCUUGGUGAUGCCUCCACGGAACCUGUGGGAGCUGCUCGUCAAUGUCAAGAGAGGGACGUACCUUCCUCAGACGUACAUCAUCCAGGAGGAGAUGAUGGUGACGGGGAGGGUGAGAAACAUGAGGCAGCUGGGCCCGUUCAUCCACAGACUCUGCUACGGCAAAGAAACCUACCGCCUCAGACGCCGCAAUCAGCGCAGACGUAUUGAGAGGCGCGAGACAAAGAGGUGCCACAGCAUUCGUCACUUCGAGAACACUUUUGUGGUUGAGACCGUCAUCUGCGACAGGCUCUAAAUCUGAGGCGGAAAUCACAGCCAUCCAACUCUGAAGCCAAUUUAAAACCAUACCUCUUGAAUUCUUUAGGCUUUUAACUGCACUUUAAGAGCAAGUCUUUGUCUGAUAGUUUUUUCUUUUCAGUGUUAAUGUUUGUUUUUUUGUUUCAAGUUGGAAAUGCUCUUUUAUGGUUCGUGUACAAUGUCAAUGUCUUUUUUUAUUCAGACAGUCUGUAUAUUUGGACAAUGUUAUAAAUGUGUUUGGAUAUAUCUGUAGCUUGUCAAGCUGUGCAUAUGAUGUUAAUGUGUCCGUAUGUGACAUUUUCAUCAAAGGACUUGAUUUAAUUUGAUUUUAAACUUGUCCUAUUAUUUUUUAUUUAUUAUUUAGUAACUCAGUGCACUGUGAAUGCUGCUUGCACGGUGUACUCAUGUUAUAUUUGUUUAUGUUUGUUCUUUUCUUUUGAAUGUCAGAAAAUGGCAAAACAUACCUCAUGUAGUUUAGAUGUUUCUUUGCUUGUUUGUAUCAUUCAUGAAUGGUGUAUAUACCUUUGAUUGUUCCUAAGCAAUAUAUACUGUAAAUUGAUUUUCUUCUGGAUUUCAUAUUGUUACAUGCAUAGAUUUUUAUCUAAAAUCGACUUGUUUUGUGAAUGAUUUCUUUCUGGUUUGUCUCUUAAAUUCCUUUGGUAUCACACUUUCCUACUCCUUGGAUAUAAUGGCUUUAGACUGUAAUUGGUAGCAAUGCUUUAGAUGGACAGAAGGAACCAAAGUCUGCAGUCAGCGAUGCUAUGCUUAAUGUAGAGGAUAUAUGACAUAUUUAGAAGGAAUUGCUUUUUUAGUUUAGAUCACUUACUGUAGAUGAUAUCAAAGGCUAAAUCUCAUUUUGUCUUGCUCUUCCUCCUUCACUUGGAUUUUGCCUGUUGUCUUAAGCAGGACCACUUCCCCAAUCCUUUCUAUCUUGGCAUUAUUAUCUCUACAAUGUUGAUUUGUCCCAACUUAAAAAAAAAAAAAAAGAUUUGGGGUGUCUUUCAAACACACUGGAGCAAAAAAGUCUCUGAUGAGAGAGACCCAUGAUGUGCUCGUCAUCCAUCGUCCUGGGUACUUUAUUUCGAUGUACAGUCGAUUUUUCUUGUAAUAUCUCGCUGCUGUAAAAAAAUAAAUGAUCAAACUUU
Molecule: messenger RNA, 1989 nt
Organism: Centropristis striata (black sea bass)
Lineage: Eukaryota; Metazoa; Chordata; Actinopteri; Perciformes; Serranidae
Gene: itm2cb
Product: integral membrane protein 2Cb
Exons: 6
Coding region: 75-842 (255 amino acids)
Biological process (GO): negative regulation of amyloid precursor protein biosynthetic process
Cellular component (GO): extracellular exosome; plasma membrane; Golgi apparatus
Molecular function (GO): amyloid-beta binding
Source: RefSeq, a predicted model, not a curated record